Linum tenue is the source of this 297-nucleotide messenger RNA. NCBI's taxonomy places the organism in Eukaryota, Viridiplantae, Streptophyta, Magnoliopsida, Malpighiales, Linaceae. The record is from the annotation of a GenBank genome assembly.
AUGCUCUUCACCUCCAUGGGUAUUUUCGGGUUGGUCCCGUUGGUCCACGCCGGGUUGGUCAACUGGUCGAACCCGAAGCGCGAUGCCAUCCUGUACUACGAGGGUGCCAUGGCAUUGUCGUACCUGACGGGGACCACGUUCUACGUGGCACGGGUGCCUGAGCGAUUUCGGCACGGGUGGUUCGAUUUGGCAGGACACAGCCACCAGAUCUUCCACGUGCUGGUGGUGCUCGGCGCGCUGGCGCAUUAUGGCGCCGCGCUCGUGUUCUUGGAGUAUCGUGACCAAGUGGGUUGCUAG